Messenger RNA from Octodon degus (degu), 474 nucleotides. RefSeq names its product guanylate cyclase activator 2A (gene Guca2a). Bases 7 to 330 code for a protein of 107 amino acids. The transcript is spliced from 3 exons. Gene Ontology annotation, molecular function: guanylate cyclase activator activity. Gene Ontology annotation, cellular component: extracellular region. The record is from RefSeq and is a predicted model, not a curated record. NCBI's taxonomy places the organism in Eukaryota, Metazoa, Chordata, Mammalia, Rodentia, Octodontidae.
GCUGCCAUGAACACCUUCCUGUUCUCCGCGCUGUGCCUUGGCACUUGGGCUGCCCUGGCAGGGGCAGUCACUGUGCAGGAUGGAGAUUUCUCCUUUCCACUGGAGUCAGUGAAGAAACUUAAAGACCUCCCAAAGGUCCCAGAGCCCAGGAUUCAGGGCCACAGGAAGUUUGUGGCUCCACCACUCUGCAGCAACCCAGGGUUUCCGGAAGAGCUCCGGCCUGUCUGCAGUCAGCCUAAUGCAGAGGACAUCCUGCACCGACUUGAGGUCAUUGCUCAGGACCCGAGCACAUGUGAGAUCUGUGCCUACGCUGCCUGUGCCGGAUGCUAGGGCGGCCCUGCUCACUGCCUUCCUUCCAGGGAAACCCUUUCUUCUGCUGAAAGGACAACCUGUGAUCCUCCCGCUCCCAGCAGCUCAACCUGCACUGCCCUAGAAGGGAGUCCAGGGAGGCGCUGCCUGACUGGGGGCUCCAGG